UGUCGGACCUGGUCGCCCCCACCCUAUGCUGUAGUCCUGCAGGGGAGCGCCUCCUGAAUUUGCAAACCCCCUGGGUGCGAUUGCAAGGAUAGGAUUGCUCGUUUGCGGCGGUGUGGGCUUGGUGCCCGUAUGGUGGGUUCUUUUUCUUCUUUUGGGAGGUAUACCGACGUAUUGCGGAUCGAAUUGGACGGCCUUGGGAUAAGGGAUAAGAAAUCGACUGGAAUGUCUGCAAUCAGGAAGUGCCUGUGUUCCAACAACCACUGAAUAAACAGCUUGAGCCUGCACAUUACUGUUUACAGAGUACAAGGCCAUUAUUCGAAAAUGGGUGAUUCAUGUGGGAGCAAUAGCCAUGGUGCUGUUACACGGGUGCUAUUCUGUGGCCCAUAUUGGCCUGCUUCUACUAAUUACACCAGAGAGUACUUGCAGAACUACCCAUACAUUCAGGUUGAUGAAGUAGGUCUUGAACAAGUACUUGAUGUUAUUCAAAACUAUCAUAUAUGUGUAGUAAAAAAUAAGCGUAUAGAUUCAGAUAUCAUUGCCAAGGCAACUCAGAUGAAGAUUAUUAUGCAGUAUGGUGUUGGGUUAGAAGGUGUCGAUGUAAACGCUGCUACAGAACACAAAAUCAAAGUAGCACGGAUACCUGGAAGUACGACAGGAAAUGCGGUGUCUUGUGCAGAAAUGGCAAUCUACCUUACUCUUGGUGUUCUGCGUAAGCAAAAGGAGAUGGAUACUGCUGUGAAUCGGAAAGACCUUGGUGUUCCUGUUGGAGAUACAUUAUUUGGCAAAACAGUCCUUAUCCUAGGAUUUGGAGCCAUCGGCAUUGAAGUUGCCAAGAGGCUCAAACCCUUUGGAGUAAAAGUUCUUGCCACCAAAAGAAAUUGGUCAUCAGACACACUGCCAUGUGAUGUUGAUGAGAUGGUUGGCAAGAAAGGUGGUCCACAAGAUAUGUAUGAAUUUGCUGGAGAAGCUGACAUUGUCAUAACAUGCAUGGCCUUGAACAACGAAACAGUUGGAAUUGUGGAUCACAAGUUCCUUUCGUCAAUGAAAAAGGGAUCAUAUCUGAUCAACAUUGCGAGAGGACGCCUCUUGGACUACAAUGCAGUGUUCGAUCACCUCAAAUCAGGUCAUUUAGCUGGUUUGGGCAUUGAUGUUGCUUGGAUGGAACCAUUUGAUCCAGAGGAUCCUAUUCUGAAAUUCCCAAAUGUUAUUAUAACACCACAUGUGGCUGGAGUCACUGAAUACUCUUACAGAACAAUGGCAAAGUCUGUUGGUGACACUGCCCUCCAGCUUCACUCAGGGGAGCCAUUCACGGGAAUAGAAUUUGUCAACUAAAGUGCAGGCCAUAUUAGCUAUUGAAUUCAGAUGAGAAUUGCUGUUUCUGUAGGGAAAUAAUGAAUCGGCAACUUUUAGGAACAUGCAACAAGAUGCUGUCAUAAGUAUACUAUAGGGUGUGUGCAUCCCCCGCUAGGUCGGGAGUGUUUUCAAGACUCUGCAUCAACUCAAUGUAAUGCUCUUGAGAAUUAAUAAAGCUUUCUUUGUUGGGAAAAAA
Messenger RNA from Setaria italica (foxtail millet), 1549 nucleotides. RefSeq names its product hydroxypyruvate reductase. The record is from RefSeq and is a predicted model, not a curated record. The transcript is spliced from 10 exons. The coding region runs from base 322 to 1332 and encodes 336 amino acids. Lineage: Eukaryota; Viridiplantae; Streptophyta; Magnoliopsida; Poales; Poaceae. Gene Ontology annotation, molecular function: phosphoglycerate dehydrogenase activity; NAD binding.